Coffea arabica (coffee) is the source of this 1802-nucleotide messenger RNA. RefSeq lists its product as uncharacterized. The record is from RefSeq and is a predicted model, not a curated record. Gene Ontology annotation, molecular function: protein binding. Gene Ontology annotation, biological process: regulation of GTPase activity. Lineage: Eukaryota; Viridiplantae; Streptophyta; Magnoliopsida; Gentianales; Rubiaceae.
UCCGUAGCUGCCUACUAACUGUACAAGUUUCGGUAUGCAAAGACGUUUCUUCAAUUGCCACGCUUUCUAAUAUUCUUCCUUCUCCCCGGUCGAUUGCCUCACAUCCCAACUGUCAAUUUUCACCAUCGUCCGAUCAAAUUCACCAAUCCGCUCCGCUCCUUUCCAAACCACCGAUGUCGCGACGCUACCACACGACGGAGCUGGGCAGCAUAGCCUGCGAAGACUUAUCGGAGGUUGGGGCAGGUAAAGAAGGCUGGCUGGUGAGCGAUCCCGAUCUUUUAACUGCUCUUGACACCCAUUCUUUAGCCCUUGCCAACCGCUCAAUUGUCCUUGUUCUCCACUGGUCCGACGACGCCGAUCCCUCUUCUUACCGCCUCAAAAUUGUCCCUGAACUCUCCCCGAUCGCGGCCGAGUACAUCUCCGCUAUUGAGUGGCUGGUGUUUGAUGACGUUAGGGUGCUUGCUAUUGGAACUUCUUCAGGUUUUCUUUUAAUCUAUUCUCUCCAAGGCGAUCUCAUUCACAAACAGCUUGUGAACAAUGCCAAGAUUAUCAAGUUAAGAGUUCGUGGAACUAACAAGGACCUGUCGGAAGAUACAUCUUCCGAGGAGGUUUGUGUUGUUAUGCGAGCAACAGUUGCUCGAUUUGAUGGAUCUGACAUUCAGAGUAUGCUGCAUCGGUGGUUUCGAGAAAGACAGUUGAAUUUCUGGGAUCAGAGUUACAUGAGGAGAGAUCAAGAAUAUUCUGGAGCUUCAUUUGGAAGGCUUCCUUAUCAGCUAUGGAAUGUUAGCAAGUAUGGAUUGUGUGCUGAUGCUGCUAUCACUGGCAUCAUGCCUCCUCCUCUAAUGGAACCUCAGUCAAGUCAACGUUAUUAUUGUGCAGUCACAGUUGGAGAUGAUGCGGUGAUUUCAGCAUACAGACUUUCGGAGGACAGAAGCAGAUCAAUAGUUGGAGCUAUUCUGUCAAAAGUUGUGCCUGCAACAUUUUCAACUAUAUCUUCUAUCUCAAAAAUGAUUUGGCGAAGUGAUACAACAACAAAGAAACAAGAGGAAAAACCCCAACCGCUUGCUCGAGCUUCUCCUCUUACUUGUUUGAAGGAUUACCCAAGGAAGGGAGAAAAACUCACAUUAUCACCUAGUGGUACUCUGGCUGCAAUAACUGAUUCCCUUGGUCGUAUAUUGCUUUUGGACACGCAGGCACUUGUUGUUGUGCGACUAUGGAAGGGAUAUCGAGAUGCAAGCUGCUUGUUUGUUGAGAUGCUUGCCAAGAAGAAUUCCGCAACCGUAGGAUCUGCUGGGUAUCAAUAUGAGAAGAGUGAUUAUUGCCUUUGUUUAGCCAUCCAUGCACCACGUAAAGGGAUAGUCGAGGUUUGGCAGAUGAGAACUGGACCUCGUCUUUUAACCAUUCCAUGCGCCAAAGGGUGAAUUGCUAGAUGAUUUGGACUUCUAAGCCGCCAACAAAGCAAGAACAGAAAUGCAGGAAGGAAAAAAAGAUAAUAAUAAGACGAAAGGCAGUUGAACAUAAUGGUCCAACCCGAUAGAUCAGUAUUCUUCACCCUACAGAAAAGAAAACAUACAGUACUGGAUCUGAUUAGGGGCCUAAAGAAAAUGAAAAAAAAAAAAAUGCCUCGUCUUAUUCAUUGAAUAGGUGAAGUCUGAGAUGUCAAACUGCUUUAUAUGUACAUGUACUUUUCCUGCUUUUAUUCAGGGCUUUCAAUCCUUCAACGAAACAAUGCCUUGACAAAGUGGCUGUCGUCCAUACAUACAAGGCGACAUGAACAAUAAAGUUGAACUUUAUUCAUUCAA